Messenger RNA from Dreissena polymorpha, 2454 nucleotides. RefSeq names its product gastric triacylglycerol lipase-like. NCBI's taxonomy places the organism in Eukaryota, Metazoa, Mollusca, Bivalvia, Myida, Dreissenidae. Gene Ontology annotation, biological process: lipid metabolic process. The transcript is spliced from 9 exons. Bases 533 to 1747 code for a protein of 404 amino acids. The record is from RefSeq and is a predicted model, not a curated record. Gene Ontology annotation, molecular function: hydrolase activity, acting on ester bonds.
UUCAAUUAAUUUUUGCACCAGAAACUCUUUCAGUUGGCUUCAUAAUAUUUAUUGCAUUAAAUUGUGCACUAAAACUGUUUCAGUUGGCUGCAUGUGUAACCAUCAUCAACGUAUUAGCUUAUUGUAUUUUAUUACUUAACGGUUGUCUUGACAUUGGGUGUGAAUUUAGCGAUACAUUUUGUAUGUUUUAAACCAGAAUCUAUACACAUUUAAGUGAAGGAAAAGGCUAAAACUUUAUGAAAUUUAAAGGAAGACUAUCCGGCUUCCUGUUUCAUAUAUACAAAAAUAAAUAUAUAAGCCGCGCUCUGAUAAAAGGGAGUUUAAUGCAUGUAAACAGAGGUAAACAUUAUGUUGCUGUGUUGAUUUGGAUGUUAUGUUAUUGAUGGCAUUAGUGUUUGAUAGUCAUACGAAUAAAGAUACUUUCAGAUAAUGCUGACCGCCACAUUGGGCUGGAGUUCUGAUAAGAGGGUACUUAAACCAACCAAGGCCGAAAGUUGGAGACAUUAAGAGAGGAAAAACUAUCACACACACCAUGAGAGGAACGCUGUUACUGUUGUUAUUCGCAGCAACAUUUCUGCACCAUCAGGUCGCAGGAUUUUUCUUCCCAAAACGCCAGACAGGACCCGUCGAUCCCGAUGAAAAAUAUAACACGAGCGGUCUGAUCGCGAGCAAGGGGUACCCCGUAAAGGAGUAUGACGUGGUCACCAGUGACGGGUACAUCCUCACCGUGCAGAGGAUCCCCGGGGGUCGGGCUGAUAAGCCAUCAAAAGCCGUUCGUCCGGUAGUGCUUCUUUGGCACGGUUUGCUUUCGAUUUCAUCCUGCUGGGUGAACAAUUUCGCCAAUGACAGCCUCGGUUUUAUGCUGGCGGACGCCGGCUUCGACGUGUGGCUGGGCAACAGCCGCGGGAACACGUACGGACGCCGCCACAAGACGCUGAAUACUACGGACAAGGCAUUCUGGCAGUUCAGCUGGGACCAGAUGGCGCAACAGGACCUCCCGGCCGCCAUUGACCGGAUACUAGCUAUCACCGGCGCCAGCAGCCUAUUUUAUGGCGGUCACUCGCAAGGGGGCGCCAUCAUGUACGCGCUUAUGUCACAUGACCCAUCAUACGCCACCAAGGUGAAGCUGUUCGUCGCCCUUGCCCCCGCCGUGUAUGUGAACACGAUGACGAGUCCUAUCAAGUACCUCGCGCCAUUCUCUAAGGGUUUAGGCCCAAUUGGAGAACUACUGACGCACGGCGAGUUGCUACCGCACAGCGAAGUGUACGACUACCUCGCCACCUACGUGUGCAAUCAGGCGAUCAUCCCGGAAUUGUUCUGCGAGAACCUGCUCUUUGUCGUCAGUGGCUUUGACGUGGAACAAAUGAACAUAUCGCGUGUGCCAGUCUAUAUGGGUACUCACCCUGCUGGAACUUCGAUCCAGAACCUGCUGCAUUUUGCUCAGAUGGUGGAGAACCCCAACUUUCAGAUGUACGAUUAUGGGCCAGCGGAGAACAUGAAAAUCUAUCACCAGAAAACCCCGCCUGUGUAUGACAUGAGUAAGAUCAAAGUUCCCAUCGCGAUAUAUCACGGCACAAACGAUUGGUUGGUUGGCCCCACUGACGUCACAAGAUUGAUAGCAGCAACACCCACUCUUGUGUCGAAGAAGUUGAUUAGUGGAUGGGAACAUCUCGACUUCAUUUGGGCAUUGGACGCGCCCCAGCAAUGCUACUAUGACGUCAUAACUUCGUUCAAGAAAAUGUUGUAAACCAGUUUUUGUGUAUGAGAAUGUUAUUAUUGGCAAAGAGCAACUGGUUUCAAAGUUCGUGUGUUCUAAAGUGUUCUUUGAAGAAUAAUGCAUGGCGUUUAUGACGUCAUCACUUUAUUCAUCAACAUGCUUCAAACAAGUUCUAGUUUAAUUGAUACAAUUAUUAUAUGUUUCCGCAAUAAUGUUUGAAACAUUUUUAGUUUCUUCAUUGUUUGCAUCCUCUGAAAUGUUUGCAAAUGUAUAAACAUCGCUCUGAGAAACCUUGCUUUAUGACGUCUUCGCUUCGGUCAAUAAUGGCGCACCUUUUUUUGUUUGAGUUAAUGAAACCUCAAGUAUUAAUCUUGACAUUAUUAGACAAAAUAUUCAUAUUCAAGUCUUCUGAAUAUAAUGGCACAACUUGACGUGAACGCUUUGGGAAAGAAAAUAAUAUAUACCAGUUUAUUUGUUUCGUCAAUAUGUGUUACUACAUUAUGUUUGAAUUCCGAAUAAACGUCGAAUAGGAUGCCAAUGAUAUAUUCAUUAUUAAAUACCUUCGUGAAGUUGCUUCUUGCUUGAAAGUUCAAUGUUUUGUAUCAGUAUGUUUUAUUGUUCACGUUUUACACUGUAUAUAUGUAACUUAUGAGACUCCUGUCCUUAAAAUCCACAAUUUGCUCACAACUUUACAUGUUCUGAAUUAUUUAAAAAUAGAAUAAAAAUGUUAUUGCACA